Messenger RNA from Colletotrichum graminicola M1.001, 1503 nucleotides. RefSeq names its product major facilitator superfamily transporter. Gene Ontology annotation, biological process: transmembrane transport. Lineage: Eukaryota; Fungi; Ascomycota; Sordariomycetes; Glomerellales; Glomerellaceae. The coding region runs from base 1 to 1503 and encodes 500 amino acids. Gene Ontology annotation, molecular function: transmembrane transporter activity. The transcript is spliced from 3 exons. The record is from RefSeq and is a predicted model, not a curated record. Gene Ontology annotation, cellular component: membrane.
AUGCCCGACUGGAAGGCCAUGUUCGCCCCGGCGCCGUCCCUGGACGUGCCCGGCCUCGAGACCGUCGACCUCUCCGACAAGGAGAUGGAACGCCGCAUCGUCCGCAAGCAGGACAUCAGAAUCCUCCCCUGGAUCUGCGUGACCUACCUACUGAACUACCUCGACCGCGUCAACCUCGGCAACGCCCGCACGCUCAACAACGACACCCCCGAGGACAACAUUGUCAAGAUGCUCGACCUCACGGGCCAGCGGUACAACGUCGCCGUCGCCCUCUUCUUCGUCCCCUACGUGCUCAUGGAGUUCCCUUCCAACAUCAUGCUCAAGUACUUCUCCCCCUCCAAGUGGAUCUCCCGCAUCAUGGUCUCGUGGGGCAUCGUCACCAUCUGCACCGCCGCCUGCACCACCUACGGCGGCCUCCUCGCCGUCCGCAUCAUGCUCGGCCUCGCCGAGGCCGGCUUCUUCCCCGGCGUCAUGAUGUACCUCUGCUUCUGGUACAAGCCCGAGGAGCGCGCCACGCGCAUGGCCGUCUUCGCCAGCUCCGUCGCCGUCGCCGGCGCCUUCGGCGGCCUCCUCGCCACCGCCAUCUCCUUCCUCAACCGCCGCGGCGGCCUCGUCGGCUGGCAGUGGCUGUUCGUGCUCGAGGGCAUCCCCGCCAUCCUCGUCGGCGUCCUCGUCUGGUUCAAGCUGCCCGACUACCCCCAGACCGCCGCCUGGCUGACGCCCGAGGAGCGCGCCUUCGCCGUCAAGCGCCUCGGCCCCUACGCCCCCUCCAUGGGGGACAAGCACUGGGACGGCGCCGUCGCCCGCAAGACCGUCCACGACCCCUACUUCUGGCUCUUCGCCAUCAUGUACUUCCUCAUGACCAACUCGCUCAACGCCAGCGGCUUCUUCACCCCCACCAUCGUCGCCUCGCUCGGCUUCAAGGGCUACAACGCCCAGCUGCUCACCGUCCCGCCCAACGUCUUCGCCAUGUUCGUCAUCAUCGGCAACUGCCUGCACAGCGACAGGACCAAGGAGCGCUCGCGCCACGUCAUCGGCGCCCUCAUCUUCGUCGCCGCCGGCUACCUGCUCCUGGCCGUCGUGAAGCACUGGGGCGUGCGGUACCUUGGCCUCAUGAUCAUCGCCUGCACCAACGCCGCCGUCCUGCCCUUUGUUGCUCACCGCACCGCGACCGUCCAGGGGUCCACGGCGACCGCCCUCGCGACGGGCGGCAUGAUCGCCAUCGCGAAUUGCGGCGGCAUCUCGGCUCCCUUCCUCUUCCCGAGCACCGACUCCCCCAUGUACAGCAUGGGCAACUGGACCAUCUUCGCCUUCCUCGUGGUCACGGCCCUGCUGACGGGCUACGUCUGGUACGUCUUCGGCACCCACUCGGGCUACCGCACGGGCGCCAAGGACGCCGCCGGCAACCUCGAGGUCCUCGACGGCGCCAGCGACCCGGACGAUCUCAUGGACAAGAAGAUGGACGUGGUGGCGGACCACGACAAGAAGGACGAGGAGGCGUAG